CUGAACCGAACCAGGAUUUGAAUCUGAAAAGGCGCAAUAUGUAUGCAUGACGAACUGGAGGUCACCAAACUUUUCCAUGGUAUCCGAGGAGGGAGUCGGACAGUAGUCUACCACAUCAGCAACAUGUAGGUACGUACUUGAUGCGGCAUGCUACGAGCCUGUCCAUCUCGCAGCAAGAUGUGACAAGAGCAAUCAAUGCAGGCUUCACCUGCCGCAUCACAAACGUAGGAUUCAUGCAGGAUUACAUGAACAUAACCUGUAUUAUUCAUCUCGUAGCGCAAGAUGAGUCAACCACCCGACUAUGA
Messenger RNA from Periconia digitata, 305 nucleotides. The record is from the annotation of a GenBank genome assembly. Lineage: Eukaryota; Fungi; Ascomycota; Dothideomycetes; Pleosporales; Periconiaceae.